Molecule: messenger RNA, 1392 nt
Organism: Adineta ricciae
Lineage: Eukaryota; Metazoa; Rotifera; Eurotatoria; Adinetida; Adinetidae
Source: the annotation of a GenBank genome assembly
AUGAUGACUAUUUCUACACAUAAUCAGAAAUUGAACCUUUGGAAACAUGAUUAUUUCAAUCAAACCAUUAAGAAUGUUAAUCACAACGCUACGAAAUCCCAGCUCGAGCACGAACGCGAUGCAUGUGAAGAAGAACUCUAUCGACUACGUUUCGGUAUUGAAAAUUUACUAAAUAAUCGAACGCCUAAUGGUUCGAAGUUUCAACGACAAGAAAAAUUUUCCAAUUUUUUUCGCAAGAUUGCCGAUCGUAUUGCUGGAUUGAAUAGUCGGUUUAGAGAAAAUUUUCUGAAAGAUUUUCAAAUAAGAUACAUAACUUUCGUAGGUACAAACACUAACAGUUGGUUCGAUCCAUGCUGUUCACCUUGUUGUCGACGUUGGAGAAGAUACCGACACAAUAACGAUGCGGAUCACAAUCAUAAUAAUAAGAAUUUUGAUAGUUCUCAACAUUCCACGCCAGCUCACAGUGAUUCGUUUGUUUCGACAUCGACAUCGCGAUCGCCUUCAGUGUCAUCGCAAUAUACAGAUACGAAUACAAAUUAUGAUGACGAUGAUUUAAAACAUGGCGUCGAAAAGUUAGUCAUUCAAAACAAUCCAAGUGUUGCCAAUCUAUUACGCUCCAACGAGAUCAAUGAUCCGGUGUAUAAUUCAAUGCUUGUCAAAAUUCUUGAAGCGAAAGCAUUGGAUUGUCUUUGUGCGGGAUAUUCUAAACAAAAUACGCAAAAACAGAUUGAGAAUGCAUUGUUGGAUAUUAAUAAAAGAGCCGCUCAACAGCCAUUGAAGUCAAAUAGUGUCACUCCAUCGCCCAGUCUCAGUUCAUCUUCAGUCUUAUCCGAUCUUCAAACACCAAAUGAAAAUCAACCUGACUCAACACCAUCAUCACCUGGGAAGAGCCUACCGAGUGCCAAACCUGAAACUAAAACUAAAUCAAACUUGAACGGUGGUGUUGAAGCACCGAGGAAAAAGUCGAAUGUGGCGGUUAAUAAAGCAAAAACAGCAAAGCCGAAAAAAUCGAAGAAAAAGAACAGAUCAUCUUCAAAACGCAGCCGACAGUCAAGUAGUAAAUCAAAACGCUCAAAGAAAACCAGUAGUAGCAGAAGAAAACGUAGUAGAUCCAACAAAAAAAGAAGUUCAUCGAAAUCCAAGAAGAAAAGCGCAUCAAGACCAUCAUCAAAGAAUAAACGUAGCAAUAAGUCAAAAUCGAGGAGUGGUGCUCCGAAGAAAACGAAAAAGAAAAAAUCGAAAGGCAGAUCGAAAUCCAAUAAUCACAUGAAUAAUCAUAGCUCUAUAUCUUCAUCGAUCAAAUCCAUCUAUCCUCAAUUAUACGAGCACAUGUAUCAAUAUCGCUAUUUGCCUUGCCAAGCAUUGUUUUCCAAAGACAUAUCCGAGAAUUAA